GUUUAUCGACAUGGGGAAGGUGUACCGCCAGUCCAACCUGGAGAACCUGGAACAGGCUUUUUCAGUGGCAGAGCACGAACUUGGGGUCACACGACUGCUUGACCCAGAGGAUGUGGAUGUGCCUCAUCCUGAUGAGAAGUCCAUCAUCACCUAUGUGUCCUCCCUUUACGACGCUAUGCCACGUGUCCCAGACGUCCAGGACGGCGUCAAAGCCAAUGUGAGCAUUUCCCUCAUCAUUUCAAAAUGACGUAAUUCCCACUUAACGACCCAGUUCCAGACUUAGGCGGUCAGCACAUAGUCCAGUUAAU
Molecule: messenger RNA, 308 nt
Organism: Sinocyclocheilus rhinocerous
Lineage: Eukaryota; Metazoa; Chordata; Actinopteri; Cypriniformes; Cyprinidae
Product: plectin-like
Exons: 2
Coding region: 11-247 (78 amino acids)
Molecular function (GO): protein binding
Source: RefSeq, a predicted model, not a curated record